Molecule: messenger RNA, 3198 nt
Organism: Oppia nitens
Lineage: Eukaryota; Metazoa; Arthropoda; Arachnida; Sarcoptiformes; Oppiidae
Product: 116 kDa U5 small nuclear ribonucleoprotein component-like
Exons: 9
Coding region: 137-3073 (978 amino acids)
Biological process (GO): mRNA splicing, via spliceosome
Cellular component (GO): U2-type catalytic step 2 spliceosome; cytosol; U4/U6 x U5 tri-snRNP complex
Molecular function (GO): GTP binding; translation elongation factor activity; U5 snRNA binding
Source: RefSeq, a predicted model, not a curated record
GGACACAACACAACACAACACAACUAAUUGACUGCAAAUACAAAACAAUACGAAAAUUAAAUGCUUUUUUGAAAAACAGUCAAAACUUAGCGAUAAUUCAGUUAUUAUUUAAUCAUUAAUUCAUCGAUUGAUUGAAAUGGACGGCGAUUUAUACGACGAGUUCGGCAAUUAUGUCGGACCAGACAUCGAGUCCGAUGAAGACACCGAUGGCGAUGAAGACGGGGAUCACAUUGAAGACAUCCAAGAGUAUGAAGACCGCGACGAAGAGGACCAAAUGAUUACCGACGAACAAAAAGAUGAAGACAUGGAUAUGAGUGUUGUCUUACACGAAGACAAAAAGUAUUAUCCGACAGCUGAGGAGGUUUACGGUGCGGACGUGGAAACUAUUGUUCAAGAAGAAGACGCUCAGCCACUGACGGAACCGAUUGUUCAACCGGUUAGACUUAAAAAGUUUUCACAUGAAGUUCAAGAUCUACCGCAGACUACCUAUGAUUUAGAAUUUAUGGCAGACCUAAUGGAUAAUACAGAACUGAUCCGAAACGUAGCAUUUGUUGGACAUUUACACCACGGAAAGACUACUUUUGUUGAUUGUGUUGUCGAACAAACACAUCCCGAGUUAAAAUCCAAAGAAGGAAAAGCUUUUCGUUUUACAGACAUCUUAUACACAGAACAAGAACGAGGUGUGAGUAUAAAGUCAACGCCAAUAACUGUUGUAAUGCAGGACUUGAAGUCUAAGUCAUACUUAAUGAACAUAAUGGACACUCCGGGUCACGUCAACUUUUCGGAUGAGGUAACGGCAGCCAUCAGAUUAUGCGAUGGUAUUGUCCUCUUCAUUGAUGCUGCAGAAGGUGUUAUGUUAAACACUGAAAGACUCUUAAAACACGCCGUUCAGGAAGGACUGGCCAUUACUGUGUGUAUCAAUAAAAUUGACCGAUUGGUACUUGAGUUGAAACUUCCACCAAAUGAUGCUUAUUAUAAAAUAAGACAUAUCUUGGAUGAGAUAAAUAGUCUUAUUGCGACUUAUUAUGAUGACGAAGAGCCACCAAUUAUAUCACCACUUAUUGGAAAUGUAUGUUUUGCGAGCUCUCAACACAGCGUUUGUUUUACUUUGAAAUCAUUUGCUAACCUUUAUUGUCAACACUUUGGAGGAGGUUUUAACCCGAAUGAGUUUGCAAAGCGAUUGUGGGGCGAUAUGUUCUUCAAUCAAAAUACUCGGAGAUUUAGCCGAAAACCAAUCAAUAGUCAAUCGCAGCGAUCUUUUGUCGAAUUUAUUUUAGAGCCGUUGUAUAAGCUCUUUGCACAAGUUGUCGGUGAUGUUGACUCUACUCUUCCCAAUGUUUUGGAGGAAUUAGGCGUCAAAUUAUCUAAAACAGAGAUGCGAUUAAACAUUAAACCCCUUUUAAGACUUGUUUGUUCCCGAUUUUUGGGUGACUUUAAUUGUCUUAUAGAUCUUUGUGUAGAACAUAUCCCGUCUCCGAUUAAAAAUGCCAGACAUAAGAUUGAAAAUAUCUGGAAAGGAUCACUUGACUCACCAUUAAGUGAAUCAAUGAUUAAUUACGAUUCUGAAGGACCACUUAUGGUGCAUACGACUAAACAAUAUGCAACUCAAGAUGCGUCACAAUUUAAUGUUUUUGGUCUCGUAUUAAGCGGAACACUUCACGCCAAACAAGAGGUUAAGAUUUUGGGUGAAAAUUACUCGUCACUCGAUGAGGAAGACUCUCGUAUUAUGCGUGUCGGUCGACUUUGGAUAUAUGAGGCCAGGUAUCAUAUCGAAGUUAAUAGAGUUCCCGCUGGUAAUUGGGUACUUAUUGAAGGCAUAGAUCAACCAAUUACUAAGACUUCGACUAUAGUUGAUGUUAAUUAUGACGAUGAGUUGUAUAUAUUCAGACCAUUGAAGUUUAACACACAGUCAGUCAUUAAAAUAGCUGUAGAACCGGUCAACCCGUCAGAGUUACCAAAAAUGUUGGAAGGAUUGAGAAAAUGCAAUAAAUCCUAUCCUUUGCUUAAUACAAAAGUAGAGGAAAGUGGAGAACAUGUCAUAUUAGGAACGGGAGAACUCUAUUUGGAUUGUGUUAUGCAUGACUUGAGGAAAAUGUAUUCAGAAAUCGACAUCAAAGUCGCCGAUCCAGUCGUUUCUUUUUGUGAAACAGUUGUCGAAACCUCUUCUCUCAAAUGUUUCGCCGAAACACCAAAUAAAAAAAAUAAAUUAACAAUGAUUGCCGAACCACUUGAGAAAGGGUUGGCUGAAGACAUUGAGAACGAAGUGGUUCAGAUCAAUUGGAACCGUAAAAAAUUGGGCGAAUUUUUUCAGACCAAAUAUGACUGGGAUUUAUUGGCUGCCCGUUCUAUUUGGGCAUUUGGUCCCGAACAAAGUGGACCUAAUAUUUUAGUCGACGAUACACUUCCAUCAGAAGUAGACAAAAAUUUGUUGCUUACUGUUAAGGAUUCUAUUGUUCAAGGAUUUCAAUGGGCUUCACGUGAAGGACCUCUUUGUGAAGAACCAAUUCGUAAUGUAAAGUUCAAAAUUUUAGACGCCGUUGUUUCUUCAGAACCUGCGGCCAGAGGUGGCGGACAAAUAAUUCCAACGUCUAGACGAGUGGCGUAUUCGGCAUUCUUGAUGGCAACUCCUAGACUUAUGGAACCAUACAAUUUUGUCGAAGUUUUAGCUCCGGCUGAUUGUGUGUCAGCUGUUUAUACAGUUCUAGCUAAACGCAGGGGUCAUAUAACUCAAGACAUACCUGUUCCCGGUUCUCCUCUAUAUACUGUCAAAGCAUUCAUUCCAGCCAUCGAUUCAUUUGGUUUUGAGACUGAUCUUAGAACUCACACUCAGGGACAGGCAUUUUGUUUAUCAGUGUUUCAUCACUGGCAGAUUGUUCCAGGUGAUCCUCUUGACAAAUCAAUAGUGAUUCGACCUCUUGAACCACAACCAGCGCCACAUUUGGCCCGUGAAUUCAUGAUUAAAACGAGACGACGAAAAGGUUUGAGUGAAGACGUCAGUAUUAAUAAGUUCUUUGACGAUCCUAUGCUUCUUGAGUUGGCCCGACAAGACGUCACACUUUCCUAUCCUUUAUAAAUGGUUUUCAAACUAACACUUACUGUAAAACCACAUAAAUAGACAUAAUUGUUGUGAUUUUAUGACAGAUCAAAAUGUCUAUUAUAAUAAUCAUUAAUUUUAUAAAAUUAAAAUCACGAAACCAU